This is a messenger RNA of Stegastes partitus (bicolor damselfish), 4583 nucleotides long. Its product is annotated as FAST kinase domain-containing protein 3-like. The transcript has 10 exons. NCBI's taxonomy places the organism in Eukaryota, Metazoa, Chordata, Actinopteri, Pomacentridae. The record is from RefSeq and is a predicted model, not a curated record. The coding region runs from base 1985 to 3937 and encodes 650 amino acids. Gene Ontology annotation, biological process: regulation of mitochondrial mRNA stability; mitochondrial RNA processing. Gene Ontology annotation, molecular function: RNA binding. Gene Ontology annotation, cellular component: mitochondrial matrix; ribonucleoprotein granule.
GCACAGAUGACUUGUGGAUCCGUCUCUAUUCGCUGCCAGCCACACACAGACACACAGACAAAGCUUUUUUAAAUGAGGAACAUUCCCAUACGGACCGUCUCAGACUUCAGCACCAGAACAAUGUAUGCAUGUAUAAUAAAAUCAACAUCUUUUAAAGUCCUCCUAAACAUGUGCUCUGCAACAUUUGGACUGAUCUCAGACAGCAGACAUGAGAUCCAAAGCUACCAGAACACUGAUCAUAAACUCUUUCUAGUUGUUCUGGUCCCAUUCGGGUCGUCCGUUGAACAGAACACCAUUAAUUCUGUCUCUCAGCUCUUUACUGUAACAUUUGCUAAUCACAGCAUGAACCCUCCCUGAAAUGUGGAUGAAAUGAGGCUCAACUGUAACUUGAGGCAGUAAGAGCUGAGUCGGGUCAGUUUCUUUGUGUAUAGCGCCAUCUUGUGGAGAAUGAUGAACAAACAGCGACAGCAUGAGGCUGAAGUGGAGGUUAGUCACGGCUGAUGUUCAUUCUGACUCACUUUUAGGGGAAAUUGCACAAAUCUGAGCAACACACAUUCACAAACACGUAUAAACGUUUGUGCCAAAUCUAAACAACUGCAAUCAAUUCAGUCAUUAAAUGCAUUCAACAGAUCAGAUGUUUUAUCUGCAGUCAGCUGCUUUGGUUUUAGUUUUCUUUUGAGGAAGUAAAUAUUAGACAGGAAUAGUGAUAUGCACAGUUUAAAAAAAAGUGUCCUAUUGAAUGACAUGUUUAAUAGGGAACAACUCAACACAAUAUUGUUAAAUGUGCUAAAUCUGGUACACGUUCUGAAAACCACAACAAGCUCAUUUGGACCCAACAAUCCAGCAUGUGUUCAUCUCUGGCUGUUAAUGUCGUCCUGCCAUAAACUACGCAGUCAUCUUUGUUCAUCUCUGUGUUACUAUAAUAUAUAAACACAGAAGUUAAAAAGGUUAAAUUAUGAUGCUGCUGUGAAGUGACUCAUUUAUACACAACUUAAUACCGAUGACUCCUCAUGAUGCUGCAUUAAGUUGAGUGUGUUUUUCAAUUCACUUUGGAAUAAAAGAUGACUUUCUGUUAUGAAAUAAUUCAGGAUUUAGAAGUUUAAACAAAUGGCUUCAUCAUUGUUAAUUAAUCACUGAUCAUUUCUCUUCAGGUCACUGAGAUGUUGCUCCUCACUUGUCUUUUAUCUCCUAAAUUCAUCAGUAAGGUUCUCAGACACCCAUCUAACCUUAAAAAAAUGCAAAGAAUCUUUAGUAAAGUCCAUUAUUUACAGUUUACUAGCAUGUAUAAAUCCAAACCUGAUGACCUAUUCAAAAUUAUGAUGUCAUUAAAUGAUAUUAAUCAAAUUAAAUCCAGUUUAUUGUCGUGUUUCUGGGCAUCCACAGCAGGACAGGCAGGAUGAGAGCGCUUCUUCAGGAUCCAAUAACUUAAAGCAAUUUAAAUAAACUAGUGUUUGUGUAUCUGGACCAGCAGCUCAGCAUCCUGACAGCUGGAGGCAUGAAGCUGUUCAUCAGUCUGGAGGUUCUUCCUCUAACGCUCCGGAAACGUUUUCCUGAUGGCAGCAGAUCAAACUGUUUAAAAUGAAACAUGUUAAUGAAUAAAAUCUUAACGAUUUCUUAUUACUUAAUGGAGAUAAUCAGCUUGUGUCCAGUCUGUGGCGUCCACAUCCGGAGCAGGAGCAGGUCUCCGCCCCGCCCACCAGGUCUGCACCAAUCAGGAGCAGCCUCAGUAUGUAAUGUGCAGCCAGACUGCAGUGCUCGCUUUGGCCACAGAGCGGCAGCACCGAGACGCACAUGUCGUCUUACACAACUUUGUUACCAAACCGUGGAGGACUUGUGUUACAUGUUGCUCCCCUGAAGGUCCAGCUGUCUCCGUGGAGGUUCGAACAUCCUGUGAGUUCUGGAGAAGCUUGUAAAGGCUGAGGUUCUGGAGAGCAGCAGCUUGUGACGAUCACGCUGGUUCCGUCGUUUCCGUUUCCUUCUGCGCAUGUUUUCUUUGCAGAAGGAGCGUCUUUACGCAACCAUGAAGUCCAUCGUGUGCGUCUCAUCGUCUGUCAGAGUUCUGUGCCAGCACGCCUCGGCCUGCUUUCUACUGAAUCGCAGUUUAAGUCUCUGCAGCUCCGUGGGCAGAUGUCCACAUGCGGACAGAGCCGUCGUAGCUCAGCCACCGUGCGUAACCGGCGUGCGUUAUUUCCAAAGAACCCGUAACGCAGCGGUGCAGAUGGUGACCGCAGCUUCUCCCCCCACGCCUGCGCCCAUACCUGGGAAAACAGAGGAUGCACUGGCCAUAUACCAGGCUGGAAGACGGGUGGAACCUAAAACAGCAGCGAGAGCAGCUCCACCCCUCUCUCCAUACACUCCAUACGCCAAACCACGGAGCAACGGGGCUGCACUGGUCAACAUCCAGUCUCUGUUUGAGGAGGAUGUCAUCGCUGAGCUGUGCUCCAGGCUGGCAGACCUUUCCUGCGAUGACAGAGCAGAGGGACUCGCCACCUUACUCGGAGCAUGUGUUGAGUUCGGCCUGGAGGCCCACAGCCCUUCGGUCCUCAGGCUGAUGAAUGAGUGCCUGGAGCUCCUCUCCAACGGGGACGUAGGGGUGAAGCAGCUCUGCCACCUGGGGAAGGUGGCAUGUGCCCUGGAAGGCGGCCAGUCACCCAUGGUCACCGCGGUCCUGGACUCUAUAGGUGCUGCUGUAGAGGAGGAGGCUGUGUCUCCCAGCGAGGCGGCCGCCGUCUACUCCCUGCUCCCUCUGGUCUACGAGCCUGCCAGCCAGCAGCAGGCACUGAUGCUCUCUGCUCUGCACAGACACACUCAGAGGCUGGUUCACCGGCUGAGGGCAGGUCAAGUCAGUGACAUCCUGCAGUCGCUGCUGAAGCUACAACAGAGUCAGGCCAUCCCCUUGGUGCUGAGACUGUGUCACAGGGCGUCGCGGGUCUUCAAAGCUUUCAGUGAUGAUGAAAUAAUUAAGGUGCUCUCUGCUCUGAUGACUCUGGGACAGCAUGAUGAAAAGCUCCUGGCUGCUAUGGAGAGACACCUGCCAGAGAGGCUGGGAACGUGUGACCCUGAGGUGAUCAGCACUGUCAUGGAGUACUGUCUGCACAUGGGCUGUCGCUCCGAGACGCUCUUUGAAGCUGUGGCUGAGAACUUUGUCUGCAGCGCUGAGAAGCACAGCACCCCCCAGAUAGCCAAGCAGAUAGUAGCCAUGGGGCGACUCAACUACCUGCCACAGUGCUCCAGUGAGAUGUUUAAAAAGCUCGAGAGCAUUUUGUCGACGACGUUUUCCCAGUUCCAGCCUGGCUCGCUCAUAGACAUGCUGCACGCCUGCAUCCACCUGGAGCGCUUCCCGCUCAACUACAUGUCCAGAGUUUUCAGCCCGUUCUUCCUACAGAGGCUGCAAGCAAAGGAAGAGCCAUUCAACAAGAAUGCCUUGGGACAGCUGACACAGCUCCAUCUCUCCACCGUGUUGGAGUGCACGUGCUACUGGGGCCCCAGGCUGUCCUUCUACCACCACGUCAGGACGUUCUCCUCGGCGGACCAGGCCUUUGAGACGCCGAUGGAGAAUCUGUUGUACAGACAAGUCAGGGGACCACUCGCUCAGCUGCUGGGGGGAAGGUUUUACUCUACCAGAAUCUUUACUCACAACGGGUACACUGUAGAUGUGGAGCUCUGCCUCGACGAGAAGGGGUUUGUUCUGCCUCCGUCUCAGUGGGAUCACACCUACAAAAGAAUUGCGCUGUGUGUGGAUGGACAGAACCGUUUCUGCAACAAUACGAACCACCUGCUGGGGAAGGAGGCCACGAAGAGGAGACACCUGCACAGGAUGGGCUACGAGGUGGUGCAGAUCCCCUACUUUGAAUUUGAGAUGCUGAGAACUCAUGAGGAAAGGAUUCAGUAUCUUCAUGACAAGAUUUUUCCUGCUAUCUCCAAGUUUAGCUGCUGAUCUUACCUACAAAGUCAGGAACAAUCUACCUCACAUGUCCUCAGUGACAUAAACAUCUCUAAACCUGGGACUGGGACUAUGCUCAUCUUGGUGUCCAGUAAACAGAUACAAGCCUGGAAGUGCACAGUGACUACAGAUAGUUUGUUGUUGGUUCCCAUGUGCCCGACAUUCAGCGACACAGCAGCCUUAUGUUCAGCAGCAAAGUAGAGACGUGUCAGUGGAGAAUCACACGUCACCAACGUAUCAGAGCUGUUGAAGGAAUAAAGACACUGGAUGUAGCUGUAAAGAUGAAGCUCCUACAGCAGAGGAGCUGGAGGAAUGCCUCCCAUAUAUCAUAUAUUAUAACUUUAUGGCCUAUUAUUAGUUUUAAUAUCUACAAUAAUUAUUUUGUAUCCAGUUGUUCAUGAUGAACAACAUCCACGAUGACAUGACAGCCACUAUUUAUGUGAUUAAUCUAAACACAGAAUAUAAUAUAUUGAUAAUAAAUUUGACAGUCACAUGGCUUCAGCUUUUGCCUUUUCCCCAGUUGUGCUUUUUGUACUUUGUUCGGAUGCAAAGAUGAAUCUAAAAUGUACACGAGAUGUAAAUGAUGUGCAAUAUGCUUUUAUUUGAUUUAAAAAUGUAAACCAUAAAGCGCCUUACAGUA